Molecule: messenger RNA, 2784 nt
Organism: Apaloderma vittatum (bar-tailed trogon)
Lineage: Eukaryota; Metazoa; Chordata; Aves; Trogoniformes; Trogonidae
Gene: SPON1
Product: spondin 1, extracellular matrix protein
Exons: 15
Biological process (GO): cell adhesion
Cellular component (GO): extracellular matrix
Source: RefSeq, a predicted model, not a curated record
UCAGUUCACGGCUUCAGCAGAAUGUAAAGUCUUGCAAUGCACCAGAAAGCACACUUGAUUUCUUUAAUGGUUUCUCGGUUUUCAUUUGCUGCAGAAAGGAUAGGCUUGCAAACAGAGAGAAAAGGCUUCAAACCACCUUGAGAAAGAAUCGGUCACCUCCAAAGAUUUUCAUUACCCCAGACUGCUUUGGGGAGCUAAUAGCCAGUAUCGUGCAGAAGCGCAUAAUUUAUUUUCAAGAUGAGGGUUCUCUCACAAAAAAAAUUUGUGAACAAGACUCGGCUUCAGAAGGUGUGACUGACAAACCAAUUUUAGAUUGUUGUGCCUGUGGAACUGCCAAAUACAGGCUAACCUUUUAUGGAAACUGGUCAGAAAAAACACAUCCCAAAGAUUUUCCACGACGCACCAACCACUGGUCUGCAAUCAUUGGUAGUUCUCACUCAAAGAACUACAUCCUUUGGGAGUAUGGAGGAUAUGCUAGUGAAGGUGUCAAACAAGUUGCAGAGUUGGGGUCCCCCGUAAAGAUGGAAGAAGAAAUUCGACAGCAAAGUGAUGAGGUGUUAACAGUCAUCAAGGCAAAAGCUCAGUGGCCUGCCUGGCAACCUCUAAAUGUGAGAGCUGCUCCCUCUGCUGAGUUUUCUGUCGAUCGGCACCGACACCUCAUGUCCUUCCUCACCAUGCUCGGCCCCAGCCCAGACUGGAAUGUGGGACUGUCUGCUGAAGAUCUCUGUACCAAGGACUGUGGCUGGGUUCAGAAAGUCGUUCAGGAUUUAAUACCCUGGGAUGCUGGCACAGACAGUGGUGUUACCUAUGAGUCUCCUAACAAACCUACAGUGCCUCAAGAGAAGAUCAGACCACUUACAAGCUUAGAUCAUCCUCAGAGUCCAUUUUACGAUCCAGAAGGAGGGUCUAUCAAGCUGGUAGCCAGAGUUGUCAUUGAGCGAAUUGCACGCAAGGGGGAACAAUGCAAUAUCGUACCUGAUAACAUAGAUGAUAUUGUGGCAGAUCUUGCACCAGAAGAAAAAGAAGAAGAUGAUACCCCCGAGACCUGCAUAUAUUCAAACUGGUCCCCAUGGUCAGCCUGCAGCUCUUCUACCUGUGAAAAGGGCAAGAGGAUGAGGCAAAGAAUGCUCAAAGCUCAGCUGGACCUCAGUGUGCCUUGUCCAGAUACCCAAGAUUUUCAGCCAUGCAUGGGUCCAGGCUGCAGUGAUGAAGAUGGUUCCACUUGCAUGAUGUCUGACUGGAUUACAUGGUCCCCCUGUAGUGUUUCCUGUGGAAUGGGAACACGAUCUAGAGAGAGAUAUGUAAAACAAUUCCCCGAAGAUGGCUCUAUGUGCAAAGUGCCUACUGAAGAGACUGAGAAAUGUAUUGUAAAUGAGGAAUGUUCCCCUAGCAGCUGCCUUGUCACUGAAUGGGGAGAGUGGGAUGAAUGCAGUGCUAGCUGUGGCACAGGGAUGAAGAGACGACACAGAAUGAUCAAAAUGACUCCUGCUGAUGGAUCCAUGUGCAAGGCAGAAACUACAGAGGCAGAGAAAUGCAUGAUGCCUGAAUGCCAUACCAUCCCCUGUCUACUCUCUCCUUGGUCUGAAUGGAGUGACUGCAGUGUAACGUGUGGGAAAGGAAUGCGAACGCGGCAAAGGAUGCUGAAAUCUGCUGCCGAGCUUGGAGACUGCAAUGAGGAACUGGAACAAGUGGAAAAAUGCAUGCUGCCCGAAUGCCCCAUCGACUGUGAACUAACAGAGUGGUCCCAGUGGUCGGAAUGCAAUACAUCAUGUGGAAAGGGCCAUAUGAUCAGGACGAGAAUGAUCAAAAUAGAACCACAGUUUGGAGGAACAGCAUGCCCAGAAACUGUCCAACGUACAAAAUGUCGAGUAAGGAAAUGCCUGAGAGGCCCAGGUAUGGAAAAAAGGCGGUGGAAAGAGGCCCGGGAGAAGAGGAGAAGUGAACAAGCCAAAAAAAAUAUAGAUAAUGACCAGUAUCCAGUUUGUAGGAUGAAACCUUGGACUGCUUGGACAGAAUGUUCUACACUUUGUGGAGGUGGAAUUCAAGAACGCUACAUGAUGGUAAAGAAGAGGUCCAAAAGUACUCAGUUUACUAGUUGCAAAGACAAAAAGGAGCUAAGAGCGUGUAAUGUUCAUCCUUGUUAACAAAACACAAGGCUCCCAAGUGAUGCACUCUGAGCUAAAUGGAAAGUCAACCUUGAUUUGGUUUUUAAAACAACAACAAAAAAAUAUAAAGUGUAUAUUAGUUUUCAUUUUUGCAGUGUGGUUUGCUUUGUAGUCUUGCUGGUGCAAGAAAUAUAUUUUAUAAAUAUUUCCUCACAGAUUUAUGCUGAGAGUAAAUCUUUGGUACUCCAGCCAGCCCUUAAUGCAUAAAAAUAGUAAGUCAUUAUGAGUCAUUUAACUAAAAUACAGACAUAUCUGUGGACAUGGAAUAGCCAUAUAGAAAUACUACUUGUAAAGACAUGGGAUGCAUGCAUAUUAACAUAACUAAGUUAAAGUGACAUGUUUCAUAUGUGAGAGGAUUUCUCUCUCAAUUUGAUUUUGAAAAUCCAAAGCAGUGCCUAUGUGAUUACACAACUAUGCCAAGGAGCAAUUUCAGUAAUGCUGAUUCAAUAAUAUUAAAGAUGCAUGUUUCUCUUUUUACACUAGAGGGUUAAGCUGACAGUUAUAAUAAUUAUCCUAUAUACUUUUCUUCACAUGGAUGCUAUAGGCCAUGUUUCUUUAAAAUUUAAAAGAAAAUAAUUUGUGCAGCUCAAUAGUGAUGCCUGUCCACUACAUAGUCACA